This is a messenger RNA of Sebastes umbrosus (honeycomb rockfish), 1839 nucleotides long. RefSeq names its product transmembrane protein 100a (gene tmem100a). The record is from RefSeq and is a predicted model, not a curated record. The coding region runs from base 332 to 736 and encodes 134 amino acids. Lineage: Eukaryota; Metazoa; Chordata; Actinopteri; Perciformes; Sebastidae. Gene Ontology annotation, biological process: cellular response to BMP stimulus. The transcript is spliced from 2 exons.
AGUAAUAGUUGUUGUGAAUGGGGAUGUGCAGUCUGAAGAGGAGACUUCAGGAGGACGCUGCUGCUCAUGAAUGGAUUCAGACUGCAGACAGACAGACAAGAGAAGCGGUUUGUUAAACAAGAGUUAAACACAGAAGAAGAAAACAACAUCCACGUUUAAUGAGAUGAAUCUGACUGAAUAUUUUAUGACUCAGAGACAACAGAGAAGCUCUUCAUACGACAUGGAAAACGGCUGUGAGACUGGGAGACCCUAGCGAGGAAAAGAGGGAAAAGGGAAAACAGCGAGGAACCAUCUGUGGUUGGUUAACAGAAAAAGGCUCCUUGAUCCUGCAAUGCCAGAAGAAACUAAUGAGGACGCCAUGAGAACGCCAGCGACCCCAGAGAAGGCCAACAACAACGAGAACCCAGCAGCAGCAGCCACCACGGUGAACAUCCCCCUGGUCAAUGAGAUCCAGCUGACUGCAGCCACCGGCGGGGCGGAGCUGUCCUGCUAUCGCUGCACUGUCCCGUUUGGCGUGGUGGUCCUCAUCGCCGGCAUCGUGGUCACCGCCGUGGCUUACAGCUUCAACUCGCACGGAUCCACCAUCUCUUACUUCGGCCUGGUGCUGCUGUCGGCCGGACUGGUGCUCUUAGCGUCCAGCGUCGUCUGCUGGAAGAUGAGACUGGAGAGGAAGAAGGAGAGGCGACGGGAGAGCCAAACCGCCCUGGUCGCGAACCAGAGGAGUAUUUUUACUUGAACUAGUUGGACAACAGGAGUCUGAAAAAGAUUUCAGAUUUUUGAGAGAACCAGCUGCGGACAGAUGUUGUCCAGCAUGUGUUGAACAUGUAAAAGCUUUGACCGCAGACUCCCUAGGCCCAGAACGUAAAGCUUUGAACACAUUGUGAGGGAUUUAUUUGUCAAACGGACGUGCAGCAUCUGGCGAGCUGGGAACGCCGCCAGAAGGAAUGUAUCACAAUUAAGAUGAAUUACCACUGUGCGAAGCCAUGUAGAGGAAGUCUCCCAUUAAUCUGCUGUUGGAUGUGGCGGCUUUGAUUGUAAUGGGAGGGAUUGUGGUUUGAAAGGCCCAGGAGAGGAGAGCGGGAAACACAGGACAAUGAUUCAUGCCUCAUUUACAACACGUCAUCUCAGCGAUCAUCUCAUGGGGAAUGAUUAUGGUACUCGAUGGGAGGAUUUUCUUUAAAAUCUGCCAAUAUAUUCUAUGUCAUAUGGCACAUGAUAUUAGAGAGAAUAUUUAACCUUAUAUAUGUAUUCUCUUAAAGCACUUUGAUUAUCAUAAUCAUCAUAAUCAGUAUUAAACAACGUUUAUUAACUAAUUAAAUAAGUGAUACCUCCAGAGUAGUUUUGCCUGUUUUUGGCAAAUUUGGGACAUCAAAAUGAAUAUUGUGUUGGGUCACUUAUUGUCUUCCAUACUGUAAAGAAAUAUUAAACGUAGCAUAUGUUUUGUUUCCAUGUAAUCAUUUUGCAUGUAUUGGCUGUUAGCAGGACGUCAUGAGGUGUAAUAAACUCGUUGAUACACAAACAUGCAACAGUCGGAAAGAAUGAGGGUCAAUGAUUAUUAGAACCUGAUCGAUACUGAUAUUCAAGGGUUAAUGGAAUGGUUCAGCAUUUUGUGACAUACGCGUAUUUGGUAUUUGGAGUGAGAUGAGAAGAUUAACACGACUCUAAUGUCUGAGGUUGAUAUCAAUGUUCUCAUUUUACUCUUGGAAAGAAAGCGAAUAAGCCUUUUUCCCAAAAAUGUUCAGCUGUUCCUUUUUAACAUUUGACGAUAUAUGUGUCAACAUCUGACAGAUACAUAACCUUUUUGCACAUAACUAUAUAAAUAAACAUUUUUGAUGAAGA